UCUCCUUCCUUUGUUCCUCCAUGGAAAAGAAAAAGUUAAAUAGAAUACUUGAAAAAUCCCAUUUCCUCAAAAAUCCAAACCUUUCCUUCUAAAAAGAUAAAAUCUUUUGUCGUAAAUUACCCAUUCUUCUUUCAUUUCGCAUUUCAGGUUUUUUUUUCUUCUGACCGGUUCAAUCACCCACUCUUUUGUAAAAUUUUAAUUUACCCAAUUUGAUUUUGAUCAUGUUGAUCGUUUCUGAUUAACAAGGUUUACAUUUUUAUCUACAAAUCGGGAGAUUCUUUUUCUUUUUUCCUUUUGCUGUUGUAACACUAGGGCUUUUUUUUAUGAUCAAUUAUAAUCCUUUUGUUGUAAAGUUCUUAUUUUCAGAGGGUACUUUGGGGGAUUUUAUUGCUUGGAGAUGAUGGAGAACAGUGAAGAAUCAGCAGUGGAUGAUCAAGGGUCAGGAUGGUUUCAAGUGAAAAAGAAGCACAGAAGCAGCUCGAAGUUUUCUGUACAAAGUUGGGUUGGGGGGUAUUCGACCAAAAAUGCUAAUAAUUUGGUGAGAGGUCAGCCAUUGUCAAACAAGAAGGGUGGAGCUGUGCAAGGAAAAUAUAGAUCUUUGCUUCGAUCAUCUGGGGGGAAUUCAGAUGGACAUACCCAGGAUGGUUUUGCAAAUUCUACUGCCGAGUCAAAUGAAGAUGAAAAGAGCGUGAAUUAUCUAGAUAAAUGUGUUCUUAAGAAAGACUGUGAAGACCCCACAUCCCCCACUUCUUUUGUCAAAAAUUCUAAUGGCAGCUGUGCAGUUAACCCAAAAAUUCUAUCAAAGGAUAAAUCCCAUAUGGUUCACAAAAUCAAGUGGGGUGAUUUAGAAGAAAAUGUUCUGGUAGCUCAUCAUGAAAACAAUAUUGGAGCUGAAAUCAAGUUCGGCGAUAUUGGAGAUGAUAAUGUGCUUGGCUGUUCAAAGAAUGUGAAUACUAGUAAUUUGAUUUCGUGUUCUUGUACUGACCUCCAAGAAAACACAGUAGAAGCAUCCAUGGAUGACAGAAGUCAUUCUUGUGAGGUAUCUUCAUUGACUCCUAAGGAUCAAAUAAUGGAAGAAACCUGUAAAGAGGUUAAUGAAGUGUCUUCAGAAAUUGUGGAACCACAGAUUGAUAAUGAAAAAAUAAUUUCUGCCGAAGACGUUUAUAAGGACAUAAACACUCAACACAUCAAACCAAUAGAGAAUAGUGAAGUAGAUCCUAGUUUUCUAUCUUGUCAAGCCUCUGAAACGGUGGUUAUACCUGAGGUGCCUGAUAUCAAGAUGGAGGUUGGCGAGCCAAAAACAUGUGAAAUUCCUAUUGUAGAUGGUGAUUCAAGCAUCGAGAUGGUUUCACUGGAUGCAGUGUCAUUUCCACCCGAGAACAUUGGACCUGAAACCUUGAGACAAUCAAAUGUGACUGAUUGUGUACAGGAUGGUAAAAAACCUGAUCUGUCAAAAGCUCAAAUUAUAACUGCCCUUGGAGAAGAUGAUGCAGGAGAAAGCAAAGAAAGGUUUAGGGAGCGGCUGUGGUGUUUCCUUUUCGAGAAUCUUAAUAGGGCAGUAGAUGAACUUUAUCUUCUUUGUGAAUUAGAAUGUGAUAUGGAGCAGAUGAAGGAGGCUAUUCUUGUUCUUGAAGAGGCUGCUUCUGACUUUAAAGAAUUAACUACAAGAGUGGAAGAGUUUGAGAAUGUGAAAAAGUCCUCUCAAUUGGCUGACGGUGUGCCAAUUACUCUAAAGAGUGAACACAGAAGGCCGCAUGCACUCUCAUGGGAGGUUCGUAGAAUGACAACUUCACCUCACAGAGCAGAGAUACUGUCUUCAUCCCUAGAGGCUUUUAAAAAAAUCCAACAAGAGAGAGCUAACCGACUUUCAUGUAACAGUAUGAUGUCCCUGGGGCAGGACAAUUCCAAUUGUGCUUCUACAUCUGGUGAUAAUUUGAAGAAGCCACUUAUGCCGUCUGAUGUAACAUCCGUCGAUAAAGAGUUGGGGAUAAAGUCAAGAAAACUCCGUGGAGGUUCAGAUCUUACUCAAGCGAACCUAAAUGGAGAGAAAAGAAGCAAUGAAUCAGGCAAGUCCAGCAAAUUAAACUCUGUUCAAAAUGGUCGUGACCCACCAAAGAACUAUAUCUCUUCUGAUGUUGCUUCAUCUAGGUCACUUCUUAAGGACAAUCCCUCCGCAUCUGUUAUCGGAAAGAGCAGGAGAGAAUAUCUUGGGUCUGAAACUGAGAAGCUGCUUUCUAGGAAAGAUAAAACAUUAACAGAAAAUAUUGUUGAAAAAAAAUCAAAAAUUUUGGAUCAGGUUAGGAGGCAAGUUCCUCCUGAUAAGGACAAGGAUAAGAGAAAUGCUACUUCAUGGAAAUCCAUGGAUGCAUGGAAGGAGAAGAGGAAUUGGGAAGACAUACUUUCAUCUCCCUUCCGUGUUUCUUCUCGUGUAUCUUACUCACCCGGAAUUGGCAAGAAAAGUGCUGAACGUGUCCGUAUUUUGCAUGACAAACUAAUGUCCCCUGAGAAGAAGAAGAAAACUCCAGUUGAUUUGAAGAAGGAAGCAGAGGAAAAGCAUGCGCGGGCAUUGAGGAUCCGAAGUGAGUUGGAGAAUGAAAGAGUUCAAAAACUUCAGCGCACCUCAGAGAAACUCAUUCGAGUCAAUGAAUGGCAGGCUGUUCGGACUAUGAAGUUACGAGAGGGAAUGUAUUCCCGUCAGCAACGUAGUGAAUCACGACAUGAAGCUUUUCUUGCAGAAGUUGUGAGGAGAGCAGGUGACGAAAGCAGCAAAGUUAAUGAGGUUCGCUUCAUUACUUCAUUAAAUGAAGAAAAUAAAAAGCUUAUGUUACGUCAGAAACUGCAAGAUUCAGAGUUGAGGAGAGCUGAAAAACUUCAAGUGAUGAAAAGUAAACAGAAAGAAGAUAUGGCUAGAGAGGAAGCUGUUCUAGAACGCCGAAAGCUUAUUGAAGCUGAAAAGUUACAACGUCUUGCUGAGACACAGAGGAAAAAGGAGGAGGCUCAGCUUAGAAGGGAAGAAGAACGGAAGGCAUCAAGUGCAGCUAGAGAGGCAAGGGCCAUAGAGCAGCUUCGGAGAAGGGAGGAAAGAGCUAAAGCUCAGCAAGAGGAAGCUGAACUCCUUGCACAGAAGUUAGCUGAAAAACUAAGUGAAAGUGAACAACGUCGUAAAUUUUACCUUGAACAAAUACGGGAGAGAGCUUCAAUGGAUUUUAGGGAUCAGUCUUCGCCUUUACUGCGUCGGUCAGUUAAUAAGGAGAGCCAGGGCAGAUCCACACCAACCAACAGUGCUGAGGAUUGUCAAGCAAAUGGCAGUGCUAUGUUAGGAAACUCUGCACUUGCAGCAGGCAAUAGUGCUUUGCAACACUCGUUGAAGCGAAGGAUUAAAAAAAUUCGACAAAGACUUAUGGCUCUGAAAUUUGAAAUUUCUGAACCUCCUGCUGCUCCUGAAAAUACUGGUAUUGGAUAUAGGACUGCAGUGGGAACUGCUAGAGCGAAAAUUGGGAGGUGGCUUCAGGAACUUCAGAAACUUCGACAAGCAAGAAAAGAAGGAGCCUCAAGUAUAGGGUUAAUUACUGCAGAAAUGAUCAAGUUUCUGGAGGGAAAGGAACCCGAGCUGCAUGCUUCUCGCCAAGCUGGUCUGCUUGAUUUUAUUGCUUCUGCCUUGCCUGCUUCACAUACAUCGAAACCCGAAGCUUGUCAAGUGACGAUACAUCUUUUAAAACUUCUGAGGGUGGUGUUAUCUACUCCUGUGAACCGGAGUUAUUUUCUUGCUCAGAAUCUUUUACCUCCUAUGAUCCCCAUGCUGUCAGCAGCACUUGAGAACUAUAUAAAGAUAGCUGCAUCUUUAAAUCUCCCUGGAAGCAGCACCUCACUUUCAUGCAAAACAUCUCUUGAAAAUUUUGAAUCAGUCUCUGAAGUAUUGGAUGGUUUUUUAUGGGCCGUCUCCUCAAUUAUUGGUCAUGUAAGCUCUGAUGAACGGCAACUCCAAAUGCGGGAUGGCUUGCUCGAGUUAUUAGUUGCCUAUCAAGUUAUUCAACGGUUCCGAGAUCUUUUUGCACUUUAUGAUAGGCCCCAGGUUGAAGGGUCCCCAUUCCCUUCAUCUAUUCUCUUGAGUAUCCAUCUACUGGUUGUUUUGACAUCCAGUCCCGGAAAUAGUUGCAUCAAUUGGGAAUCCUUACCUAUUGAAAUGGAACCAGGUAGUGAAAGUCAAGAAACUAAGAUUGCAGCAUCUGUGGAUUCUAGAUGUUCCUUUGUAAAUAGCAGUACUGGAGACAUUAUCCCUCAAUUUUGUGCGCUGAAUGGUAGCACAGUGACCCAGCUAUCUGAAGUACCAGAGGAUAGACCUUUGGAUGAACCUUGUGGAAUAAAUAAAAAUGAUAAUCUAGUAUUCAUCGGAAAAGACGGUGAAAAGCAGAUGACGGAUAGUUCAGUUGAGUUGAACAAUCUUAGCACUUCCAAGAUGGAUGUUACAGAUGCAUCACAGAAAACUCUGGUUGAGCAAAAGGAAGAGAAACCUGUCAUAGUUGCCAGGGAGGAGAAACCGAAUGAAAACAUAUCAAGCUUGAAGCAACCAGUGGCAUUCCUUCUUUCCGCUAUAUCAGAAACUGGAUUAGUGAGUCUUCCUUCCUUGUUGACUAGUGUGCUACUUCAAGCAAACAAUAAACUACCUUCUGAGCAGGCUUCAAAUGCCCUUCCCUCUAAUUUUGAGGAGGUAGCAACUGGAGUGCUGAAGGUUCUGAAUAAUUUGGCUCUAUUGGAUAUUACUUUUAUACAGAGAAUGCUGGCAAGGCCGGACCUGAAAAUGGAGUUCUUCCACUUGAUGAGUUUCCUUCUUUCUUAUUGCACAAGCAAAUGGAAAGCAGCUAAUGAUCAGAUUGGUUUGCUUCUCCUUGAAUCCCUGCUGCUUCUUGGUUAUUUCGCAUUGUUCCACUCCGGGAAUCAAGCUGUUCUUCGAUGGGGUAAGAGCCCCACUAUCCUUCACAAGGUGUGUGAUCUGCCAUUCGUGUUCUUCAGUGACCCAGAAUUGAUGCCAGCAUUGGCAGGGACGCUUCUUGCGGCCUGUUAUGGCUGUGAACAGAAUAAGGAUGUAGUUCAGCAGGAACUAAGUAUGGAUAUGCUACUCUCCUUGUUAAGAUCUUGCAGAAGUAUCUUACCAACCGUCAAAACAUCCAAUCCCCACCCGGAACUUCUUUUAGCAGACGAAUCGAGCGAGUACAACCAGCAGGGUUCUGAUAUAAAAAGAUCUCAGGCUGAUAUUCCCUUAAAAUCUAGUCGAUACAACACCAGAAACACAAGGAUCACUGGCGGAAAGGGCGGCACCAUAGGAAACAGCCUCAAAUUCAGCAAGGCGAGAAACCAAAGAGAUUGCAGAACAACCAAAACUUGUGAAGAAACAAUUACCAGACAUAACAAUAACCUGCCAGUUUUGGGGACAUCACUAACGUUAUACUGCAGAUUCCCGAGCAACUUCAUCGACAGAGCUGAGCAGUUCUUUUCAGCUGGGAUCUCCGAUGACAGAACUGUGAGUUAAACUAACAUGAAAUACCACUCAUCGUAGUUUGACAUAUACAGGCCUUUUUCCAGUGGGUGAGUUCAUAAACCCUAAAUAACUGCUACAGUUGAUCAAGAUUUUGUUCAUGAUUACUGAUUUUCACUAGGCUUUUUCCCAAGCUAUCUGUGGUUAAAUAAAUUCUUUUUAGGGAAAAUGCUAACCACUGCCUGUGUAUUAAAUGAAAAAAAGAAUGGUAACUCGUAAAAUUAUUAUUGAUUAAAUAAUCCUUAAUGUCUAUAGGCAAAAAUGUUGGCUCA
Gossypium raimondii (Peruvian cotton) is the source of this 5805-nucleotide messenger RNA. RefSeq lists its product as uncharacterized. The record is from RefSeq and is a predicted model, not a curated record. The transcript has 8 exons. Bases 398 to 5527 code for a protein of 1709 amino acids. NCBI's taxonomy places the organism in Eukaryota, Viridiplantae, Streptophyta, Magnoliopsida, Malvales, Malvaceae.